Messenger RNA from Lithohypha guttulata, 4296 nucleotides. RefSeq names its product Deoxycytidine kinase 1 (gene DCK1). Gene Ontology annotation, molecular function: small GTPase binding; guanyl-nucleotide exchange factor activity. Gene Ontology annotation, cellular component: cytoplasm; plasma membrane. The coding region runs from base 1 to 4296 and encodes 1431 amino acids. The transcript has a single exon. NCBI's taxonomy places the organism in Eukaryota, Fungi, Ascomycota, Eurotiomycetes, Chaetothyriales, Trichomeriaceae. The record is from RefSeq and is a predicted model, not a curated record. Gene Ontology annotation, biological process: small GTPase-mediated signal transduction.
AUGCCCUGGCGGCCAAUACCAUUAUCGUAUGCUAUUGCCAUCUACCCGUUUCAGCCUUCAUCAUCAACUACAGAACUUCCUCUUCAGAUAGGCGAUCAGCUCUACGUGUUUGAACAGGGUGGAAAGGACGAGGCAUGGUGUCGAGGUUACUUGGUCCAAGCACCCUCACUGCUCUCCGCGUUGUUGAGGAGCAGCAGAGGCGCAUCAGAUGCACGUGUCUUCUCGGGCAUCUUUCCACGAUGCUGUAUCGAAGUCAAAGAGCAACUUGGUCACGAUGAUGAAUAUCAAUUGCAGCCAAUUGCUCCUGGCUCACAGAAACCGCAAGCACCCGUGCCCAUGCUCAAAGUCCUAGACGAGACUUCAACCUCGACUGCAGAACCGCUCGUUGACGAAAUCUCAUCCUGCCUGAGAGAGUGGUAUAUUUCCUAUUUGCCAGAACUAGUGUUGAGACAGGACUACGACUGCCUAGAUCGCAUAUCAGGCCUUAUCACCAAACUUGAAUAUUCGCGACGCGAACUGCUCAAUGAUGUGCUUACAGCACAGGAGAGAUUGAGUGUACGAAGUGAGGUUGUCUGGGACUUGGUUCGAGGGAACAAACUGUUAGGAGCUGAAGUUAUCGUUCGAGAUCCUGACCAAAAAGGCCGACUAUUGACCGCAGCUGAUUCAGCUAUCGAGAUGACGAAACUCCAAGCUAUCAUGAGCCUCCUCUACGAUCCGCCGGAGAUAAAGCAGGAAACAGCCAAAUUGUACCAUUGCAUGCUGGAUGUCAAAUCUAUACACACCACAGAAGCGGACAACGUUAACCUUACCUUCGCCUUGUAUCAGAAAGCAGCUGAUGGAUCCAUGUCGCAGAUCUCGGAAACGUUUACAGCAUCCUCCAUUCAUGAUUCGAAAAUCCUCUUCGCGGAUCUAAGUUCGCGCGAUAUCCGCACGCAAGGACAUAUCUUUCUCGUGGGUCGUGCUUCUGUCUCUGAGCCUCCGAAGCUUGCGCCCUCGGCACCUGCUGAACGACCUCUGUCGAGAAAUGGAACUUUUAGUAAGACACGAGAAUCCCUGAUGACCAGGAGGAGAUCAAAUCUGGCCGUUUUUGGCUCUAAGCGAAGCAAAGAGAAGUCGGACAAUGCACCAAAUGGUCGACCAGCCAUGUCAAGGCGAGGAUCCUCGUCCAACGAGAUCAGGACUGAAGCCAAUGAGACCCCGAAAAAGUCCAUCGGUCCUCCAGUCCCACGGGUCGUGGGCUACGCUGUCUACGACCUAGCAGCUACCAUAAGUUCCGGUCAGCAAGAAGUAUUUGACCUCGGUUUCUGGACAUUAGCGGCUCAAGACAAUGAGGAGGAAGAAAUUGGCUGGCCAGGGGUGCUGCCUGAGCUCCUGCAGACCAGCCGUCUACAUUUUGUGCGAUGUAGAAAGUUGCCAGCGAUAAAGAUCGAGCUGAGGUCGUACGUAUCGCCCGAUGCCGACAUCCUCAUCCGAACGAAUCCUACUACCAUGCAUAUGAUCUCAAAAAGUCAAAGACUUGGUUUUCUAGAAGCUCCUACGAAACGACGGUCUGACAUCUACUUAACUCUAUCAAAGGUGAACAUCAAGCAAAACGGAGCAUAUUCACAUCCACAAUACGACGCGGUACCAGUCAAGCCAGCACCAAUGCUCAAUCUUCAGGUAACGAUGGAGCUACGAGAUUCAGCCGGGAAGCGAUUGGAGCGUUGUGUUUUUGCUUCAGCCAAUGGUCCAGCAGUAACCGCCUUGCGAACUUAUGCUAUUGAGUUAGACACCCUAUGGGACCAAACCAUAUGUAUACGACUGCCAUUAGAAAAGGUUACCGAUGCUCACUUAGUGCUCAGCGUGGCAGAUGCGCCAGGCUUUCCCUUUGCUCUUGCUUGGAUGCCGCUGUGGGAAAACCAUGCUUUCCGGCGUGAUGGAAGCCACUCCCUAAUCUUGCAUGCAUACGACAAGUCAACCUCCACAUUCUCCGACAAUGGGAAGGGCAUGUAUCUGAACCUCCCCUGGGAUCACAGCACUAUCGAGGAGAAGGAGAUUCCCAUCGCAUCCCUUGAAAUCAAGACCUUAUUGGUCAGUACCGAAUUCUCGCAGGAUCGCACACUAGCUAGCUUGUUUAAUUGGCGUGCAUUGUCCUCCGCUAGUCUGAUGGACACUUUGCAAAAGCUGGUAUUUGUGCCAGAGAUCGAGAUUGUCAAGCAGCUGGAUGAAGUUCUGGAUGCUUUGUUCGCUAUCCUGGAAUACAAGGCUGGAACUCACAAGUUCGAAGAUCUCAUUUUCAACGACAUUGUGUUUGUACUAGGGAUUGUGCAUGAUCGCCGCUUUAAUCUAGGGCCACUGGUUGAGAGAUAUGCUGACCAGCAUUUCAAAGCGCCUUUGGUCGCCCCGUCGUUAGUCCGCAGCUUUACACGACUCUUGCAGAGCGUUUCCGACCCUCAAAGUUCACGAGACCUAAGGGCACUCUUUAAAGUUGGGCAACAAUUUUUGAGGCUCUUGUUGGCCUCUUACUGGCACCACAACAAGACGGACGAGGCUGGAACGAUAUCCAAUCAACACGAGAGUUUUCAAGACGACAUGAAGGCAGUGCUUUUUGGUCUGCAAAUGAUGGUGCGGAGUGAGACAGCUGCACUGGUUGGCAGCAAGACCCUCCUUAUACAAAACUUCCAUUUGUGGCUACCAGAGUUGCUUGCCGUAUACAGAAAAGAAGAAGUCAUCAGCGUUGCUAUCGACACUAUUGACGCCUGUGAAGAAGCAACUGGCAAAUUGUUACUCUACAGACUCGUACUCAUUCUGAAUUGCACAAAGCUAGAGCAGCUUUGGGAGAGCGACGAAGAUUGGACUAUACUUGUUGGAAACUGUCUCAGAUGGCUUGAGCUGCAUUGGCCUGAAAAGAACGACCUUACUGAUAGCUGGUGUGACCAGGUGAGACUAUGCUCUUCAAUUGUGGCGUCGCUCCUGAGACGACCCUGUCAAAAGUUGCACGACUUCCUGUCGCCGAUUGUGCGUACUUACUCUGUUUUAUCAGCACAACGUCAUAGCAAGCGCUGGUCACUCUCCCUGCUCUUUCCUUCCUCAUAUCCCAACCCGACUAAGAACACUGACAGCCCGGACGACUUCGAUGAGCCCUUGUUAGAACUUGCAGCACUGGUGGCUGAAAUAAUUAAGAUACGACCUGUUCCCUUGCCCGACUACAACGAAGAUCAGAGGACGCGACACAUUACGCAGACGUUACAUAUGGUAGAGGCAAUGCUCUCAAAUGACACGAAUCCCUCUACAUGGUUGAGCCUUCAUGUGUCAAACCACACGUCAGCCCUCAACAUUCUAGCCUACAUAGCCAAACAGCUCGAAGACUAUUGCAUACCCGAACCCCCUGAUCCAGAGGAUGCCGAGGAAGCUGACACUUUCAAUAUGGAACUGUGGAAAUCUUACUUUGAUGCCAUCCUAUCUCUGGUGUCUUCACCCGAGCUGACUCUAGAGGCCUUUUCCGAGCAGAAGCGUAGGGCGGUAUGGAAAAUUGCAGGUGAUGUUAGACAAGAAGGUGCCGAGCUUCUACGCCAUUCCUGGAAUCUGCUUGGCUGGGAUGCUACGGAAGACGAUGAAAGAAGAUACCACAUCAACAAGAUAGGAGGCUAUCAAGUCCAGUACGUGCCUAGCCUUGUCAAGUCCAUCGUCGAGUUGUGCCUGAGCAUGCACGAAGGGCUGAGACGGGUAGGUGUUGAGAUUUUGCAAACCAUGAUCAUUAGUGAAUGGGCACUGAGUGAGAACCUGUCUCUUAUUGAGGCUGAGGUCAUCGGUGCCUUGGAUGUCAUCCUCAGGGCACGAGCGACAUCAUCGUUAUCCUUGGCCGGCGACGAGAUUGUUGGGCGCAAGCUCUUUGUUGGAGAGUUAUUAGAAUCGUUCACAACAAUUGCAAGUCAGCCUGAAGAUGAACUUUGGUCGACUCUUGAAGACCUCGUCUCCACCAUCGAGGAGCUCAUUGAUCUAUUGAGUGGCGGGCUGGAUGACGGACGAAUAGAGCAAGACAGUCACGUUCGCAGAAGCAAUGGUACUGCCCGAAAGAGCACAAGCGUCGAGCUUCCCGAACGAAGCAUCAGUCGCCUGGAAGGAAAAGUGUACGGCGAUCAGGCUCUCCAGAUGUACAAACAGCUAGCUGAAGAAUAUGAACGUACAGGCGACUAUCUGAGGCUGGCCAAGACUCAUCGCGCUAUGGCACGUAUACACGAAACUCGAGCCACAAGUCGCCUGGGGAACCGUGAAAACGGUGUCGGACAUGGCGAGCUCGAGGAGGACGAUGAGUAA